Molecule: messenger RNA, 1450 nt
Organism: Eurypyga helias (sunbittern)
Lineage: Eukaryota; Metazoa; Chordata; Aves; Eurypygiformes; Eurypygidae
Product: suppressor of tumorigenicity 7 protein-like
Exons: 13
Molecular function (GO): protein binding
Source: RefSeq, a predicted model, not a curated record
UGACUGUGUUCUUAAGCACUUUGACUCCGAAAUUCUACUUUGCCCUUACAGUGACUUCGUCUUUUAUAUCCGGACUGAUAUUUGUGUUUGAGUGGUGGCAUUUCCGAAAGUACGGCACAUCUUUCAUCGAGCAGGUUUCUGUGAGUCAUUUGAGGCCCCUCAUCGGCGGCACAGAAAGCAGCCCUCCAGCACCCGCAGCGUUCUCUGCUGCAGAGAGUGAGACCAGCAGGCAGAACAUGCCAGAGUGCAAAGUGUGGCGAAAUCCUCUCAAUCUUUUCAGAGGGGCAGAGUAUAGCAGAUACAUGUGGGUGACUGGGAAGGAGCCUCUUACAUACUACGACAUGAAUUUGUCUGCUCAGGAUCAUCAGAACUUCUUCACGUGUGACACGGACGCCCUUCGGCCUUCAGAUACAGUUAUGCAGAAAGCCUGGCGGGAGAGAAACCCUCAAGCCCGGAUUAAAGCGGCGUAUCAAGCUUUAGAGUUGAACAAUGAUUGUGCCACAGCAUAUGUCCUCCUGGCUGAGGAAGAAGCCACGACUAUUGUAGAUGCUGAGAAGUAUUUCAAGCAGGCUCUGAAAGCGGGAGAAAUGAUCUACAGGAAGUCUCAGAACUGCCAUUCCCAAAGUCCCCAGCACGAAGCGCAGCUGAGAAGAGACACCAAUGUGUUGGUGUAUGUGAAAAGGAGACUGGCGAUGUGUGCAAGAAAGCUGGGGAGGAUACGAGAAGCGGUAAAGAUGAUGAGAGAUCUGAUGAAAGAGUUUCCACUUCUCAGCAUGCUGAACAUCCAUGAAAACCUCCUGGAGGCACUGCUGGAGUUACAGGCCUACGCAGAUGCCCAGGCAGUUUUAGCCAAGUAUGAUGAUAUCAGUCUUCCAAAAUCAGCAGCAAUUUGCUACACAGCAGCCCUGUUAAAAGCCAGAGCUGUUUCAGAAAGGUUCUCCCCAGAAACUGCCUCCAAAAGAGGGCUCAGUACAGCAGAAAUUAAUGCUGUGGAAGCAAUUCACCGGGCUGUGGAAUUUAACCCUCAUGUUCCAAAGUAUUUACUAGAAAUGAAAAGCUUAGUGCUACCUCCUGAGCAUAUUCUGAAGCGAGGGGACAGUGAGGCAGUAGCAUAUGCCUUUUUCCACCUCCAGCACUGGAAGAGGAUAGAAGGGGCUCUAAAUCUGCUGCACUGUACAUGGGAAGGCACAUUUAGGAUGAUCCCGUACCCGUUAGAGAAAGGUCAUCUUUUCUAUCCGUAUCCGAGCUGCACAGAAACAGCUGACAGAGAACUGCUGCCAACGUUUCACGAAGUCUCCGUUUACCCACAGAAGGAACUUCCCUUUUUCAUCCAUUUCACAGCAGGCCUGUGCUCCUUCUCGGCAAUGCUUGCCCUCCUCACGCACCAGUUCCCCGAGCUGAUGGUCAUUUUUGCUAAAGCUGUGAGUAUCGUCUCGAUCAGGGGGCUUGU